AUGCUCGUCUUCAGAAAGCCCUCUCCGGCAGCCCAGAUUGCCUCUGCAUCGAUGCCAGGACCAGUCGACGACGAUAGCGGUGACGAACAUGAGCCGAGUCCCGGCCUGUCGCGCCAGACCAAGAAGCCGAAAGGUGACAAGCGAGCUCGAAACGAAGACUCUCCUUCAGAAGCGCCCAAGAAGAAGUAGAAAGGCUCUGGUGACGGUGAUGGUGACGAUGAGGACAAUGGUGGUGACAAGGAUGGUAAAAGCGGCAAAACCUCAAACAAGAAGAAGCCGUCCAAGAAGUCAACGAAGGCAUCUGAGCGCGAAAUUUCACUAGACGAAGACGAUCCGAAAGUUGAUGAGGUAGGUCAAUCAUUCCCUGCGCUCUUGAGCUUUGCUAACGUUCCCAAGGCCCAUCGGAAAUUCGCCGCCCAUGCCUCUCCGUAUCUCCAAUCGAAUGAUCCGACCCUUCGAAACAUCCAGCGUAUCGCGAAGCAUUUGACCUCAGUCGAGCUUCUUCGAAAGGUGAAGCCAUGGAUUACCGGCAAGAGUGAGGUCACUCAGGAGCAGAAAUUGUUGCAUUUCGACAUCGCUGGCAAAUCACUCCGUCAAAAAGGCCGCGAGCGUGAAGGCGCUGGAAUGCUGUUCAAAUUCUCUCGGUGGGGCCCAAAUGCUGAAGACAAAGGCGCACACAAGUCUCCAUAA
Molecule: messenger RNA, 690 nt
Organism: Lecanosticta acicola
Lineage: Eukaryota; Fungi; Ascomycota; Dothideomycetes; Mycosphaerellales; Mycosphaerellaceae
Source: the annotation of a GenBank genome assembly